Molecule: messenger RNA, 3436 nt
Organism: Hemiscyllium ocellatum (epaulette shark)
Lineage: Eukaryota; Metazoa; Chordata; Chondrichthyes; Orectolobiformes; Hemiscylliidae
Product: pikachurin
Exons: 24
Coding region: 40-3129 (1029 amino acids)
Molecular function (GO): calcium ion binding; protein binding
Source: RefSeq, a predicted model, not a curated record
AGAAAGCCUGCUCGAGCUUGAAGCUGUGCCUCUCACCAGAUGGGUGUUUGGGGGCAAAUGGGUCGUUUGGUCCCCCUUCUGUUCCUGGUGUUUCUCCCCACACCAAUGGUGUGCUUCAGGUGGGAGAGGACUGCACUGCAGAGACCAGAACGGCCAAGCCCCCCACAGAAUGUGCUGCUGGAAGCCCUGAACUGUACGGCCUUCAGAGUCCGGUGGCGAACACCUCGACGGCACAGCAACAUCACCGGCUACACGGUCUUGUACACAGAGAUGAAAGGUAACAGACCUGUCCUGCCUAAGAUAGCCCAGGAUCUACUCUUCAACCAGGACAAUCACAGCAUGGACCAGAUGAAAAGUCCACAAAUGUAUGAAAUGGAUGUUGGGAAUCUGAAACCAGGGACCAGGUACCGUGUGACAGUGAAGGCACGUAGCGUGACAGAGGAGGGGAGGCCAAGUCCCACAAAGUAUGUGACAACUGUCACUCAAGACCGGUGCUCACCGCCAGAGGCUCCAUCCCGACCGGAGGCUGCGGCCGUGUCUAACUCUGAGGUGGCAUUGUCAUGGAAACCCGGGCCAGGGGCAGGGAGUUCGUCACAGCAGUACUACACGGUGGAGUAUAUCCGGUCUGAACUUAAUGACACCUGGACACUGAUAGGUGAAAAGAUCCAAUCGGAAUCCACACUGAUCAAGGGACUGGAAGCGAACGUGAAAUAUCAGUUUGCAGUCCGGGCAGUCAAUGCUCAUGGCGCAAGCUUACGCAGUGAGCCCAGCAAUGCUGUCAAGACACUCGCCGAUUGGAUGGUUUCUACAGAGCGGGUGUUCCGUUACGAAGUGGACUCUGGGUACAGGUUCACAGGUGCAGAGGAGCUGGGCAGUGGCCAUUCUGGGCAACGCUAUACCAUGGACACUGAUGAUAUUGUUGGAUUCACUGUCGAUGAUUCAGACUUUGACAUUUACAUCGAGGAGUCACUCUCUGUCUUACAGGCAAAAAGCAAGAACUUCCAGGUUGAGACUCGGCUCCAGCCAGAUUCCGCCACCAUCCCAAGGAGACCGUCUCACAUCCACACGCCCACUGCUCCAGACGCCACCGUAUCUCUCCACUCACAGGGGGCAGCUGGUCGUGUCCUGGACAUGGCAUGUGAAGAUGCCAACUGUCCAGGCGACAGCUUCUGUAUGAGUGACUAUGAGAGUGGAGGGUCCAGGUGUCACUGCAACUUGGGGAAAACUGGGGAGCAAUGUAACAGAGAUAUCGCUGUUCAAUUCCCAAAGUUCUAUGGUUACUCCUACCUCACCUUUGAACCUCUCAGGAAUUCUUACCAGAAAUUUCAGAUAACCAUUGAGUUUAAGGCUGAUCUCGAUGAUGGUUUGCUGUUAUACUGCGGAGAGACAGAGAAUGGCCACGGAGACUUCCUGUCUCUUGCAAUCAUUCGUCGACGCCUCCACUUCAGGUUUAAUUGUGGGACAGGGGCUGCAGCCUUGGUCAGUGAGAGUAGGGUACAGGCUGGGCAUUGGCACACAGCCACUAUCUACAGGCAUGGUGUCAAUGGCUGGUUACGCCUGGACAAUGACGCCCCAGUCACUGGCAAAUCCAAGGGACACUACACUAAGAUCACGUUCCGGUCACCAUUGUACAUUGGCGGUGCACCAAGUGCCUAUUGGUUGGCCAAGGUGGCAGGGACCAAUCGGGGAUUCCGAGGCUGCGUCCAGUCACUGGUCAUUAACGGCAGACGGAUCAACAUGCGAGGCUGGCCCACAGGCCGGGCGGUCAGCGGGGCUGACGUUGGGGAGUGCAGCGCUGGAUUGUGCAAUAGGGUUUCCUGCAUCAACGGUGGGAGCUGUGUCCCCCACAGAGCUGACUCUUACCUGUGUCUGUGUCCCAAGGGUUUCCGAGGGAAACAUUGCGAGGAAGCUUUCAUGUUGGUGGUCCCACAAUUCAAUGCGUCAAGAAUGUCCUACGCUGGCCUGCCUUGGCCAAUGGAGCCCCAGUAUUACCUCUCCUUCAUGGAGUUCCAGAUCACCUUCCGCCCUGAGACUGCCAAUGGGGUCAUCCUCUACAGCCACGACACCUCCAGUAAAGACUUCAUCUCCCUCAACUUGGUGGCCAGAUACGUGGAGUUUCGCUUCGACUGUGGCUCAGGAACCGCAACCAUCAGGAGUAAGGAGCCCAUUUCCCUGAACCAAUGGCAUGAGGCGAAGGUGUCUCGUACUGCCAAGAAUGGAAUCCUGCAGGUGGAUGACCAACACGCUGUGGAGGGGAUGGCAGAGGGGGCUUUCACACAGAUAAAGUGUAACACUGAUCUAUUCUUUGGAGGAAUUCCAGAAUACGACAAUGUAAGGAGAAACUCUGAAGUCUUGCAGCCUUUCACAGGAAGCAUUCAGAAUAUAAUCCUGAAUGAUCGGACCAUCCACCUCCAGCAGGACUUCAGUACCAGUGUGAACUUGGAGAAUGCAGACCACCCAUGCGUUAACAACCCCUGUGUCAACGGAGGCAGUUGCCGUCCUCAUCACAGUGCCUUUGAAUGCGAUUGUCCACUGGGCUUUGAUGGACUGCAGUGUCAGAAAGCUAUUACAGACGCCAUUGAAAUCCCCCACUUCAUUGGCCGCAGUUACCUCACCUAUGACCAUCCAAAUUUCCUUAAGCGAGUCUCAGGAACCAGGUCCAAUAUCUUCAUGAGGUUCAAGACGACAACCGAUGAUGGGUUGCUGCUUUGGAGAGGAGACAGCACCAUGAGGAUUAACAGUGACUUCAUCUCACUUGGUCUCCAGGAUGGUGCCUUGGUAUUCAGCUAUAACCUUGGCAGUGGAACAGUUGCCAUCAUGGUAAAUGGAUCAUUUCAUGAUGAUAGAUGGCACCGUGUGAAGGCAGUUCGGGAUGGGCAGUCAGGAAAGCUAACGGUCGACGAUUAUGGUGCGAAAACUGGCAAGUCCCCAGGAAAGAUGCGUCAGUUGAACAUGAAUGGGCCACUCUAUGUCGGAGGGAUGAAAGAGAUUGCCCUCCACACCAACCGCCAGUACAUGAGGGGCUUCGUAGGCUGCAUCUCCCAUUUUACCCUCUCAACUGAUUACCACAUCUCACUGGUGGAGGAUGCCACAGAUGGAAAGAACAUCAACACCUGCGGGAUCAAAUAACCCCCUCCGGCCAGGAGCUGUGCCAUGGUCAAAGGAGGAAAGGGGAAAGCAAAGGAAAAGUGUUACUCCUUCCCCCAAAACAAAGUAACACUUGGACGAUAAAUAUCUGAGCAAUAACCGAGACUGGGAACUGGCAGUUACAAGACGUUCCAUUUCCAUGGGUUUUCAAUGACAACUGAAUCAUCUAAUUGCAUCAUUUCAGCUGGACAUUAUCUUUUCCCCGGUUGAGUCACUUGUUUGAUUGUAUCUUGCUCUUUUCCAAUUAAAUGACAGCUCUUGGUAGACAAUGGGCUGGACCCUGAUCUCC